Molecule: messenger RNA, 2139 nt
Organism: Dermacentor silvarum
Lineage: Eukaryota; Metazoa; Arthropoda; Arachnida; Ixodida; Ixodidae
Exons: 3
Coding region: 1234-1908 (224 amino acids)
Source: RefSeq, a predicted model, not a curated record
CGAGUGCGGUUGCUGCGCAUAGCAGGUGAUUUAAUUGCGCAAAUACGUGCUACAUUAUCGGUGUAAAUAGUGAAAAACUUAGGCUGUGAGCCUUACUACAGUCAAUCUGUCGGUUACCACAUAUUUCGCUGUGACCCACUGCACAUUUCUUGAUAUCCAAUAACGAUCUGCUUCAAAUAUCUCUGUUGAAACCACCUCUUCAAGACUCUGUUGAUCGUGUAGCUUAGUAUAUUUCUUUUUUUUUCUUUUUCGCUUACGACUCGCGAUGGGCAGCAGCGUUACGUCCGUGAAAGCAUUGCUUUCGAGCAAACCUUUUCGAAUUAAGUUUUCGCUCAUAUGUCCACGAGAUAGCAAAUUUCAGUGUUACAUUAGCCGCUAUAUUUUCCAAUUUCAUGUGACCUAGAUUUAAGCUACCUGAGGUUGAAAUUACGCGCCGAGGCUUUUAGCAAAAAUAGUUGUCAGCUGAAAAUCAAAGCGGUGUGCCACUUUUUGGAUGUUGUGAUAUUUGUGAAAUUGAUUAUAUUUUUCCCCUAGUGAUGCCAAACUACUUACUGGUCACAUGCUUGGACUUCUGAAGGAGUACUUGAAAAGUUUUCCUUCCAAUCCAGCAUUGUAACUGACGCCUGUCACAGGUAUGACAGUGGUAUUUGCCCUGCCGCACUGCCAUGAGUUCAAGAUCCAGAUGUGUCUCAUGUAAUAACUGUGCACGCCGACUGUCUCUACCCGUAUGUCACUAGAAAGUACAAAGGAUACAUUUCUGCAUUGUUGCAACAUUUAUUUUUCGUUAAAUGUUCAAAAUAUUUUUUUCUUUUCCUGGUCAAUAAGGACUUGCACAGAUUGCAGAUUUGCAUAGUUUAGAAAAAGCAUUGCAUAGUGGGCCUGUAGGUGUUUUUGAAUUUAAUGUUACCCUUCAGACUGGCUAAAUAUGUUGACAGCAACAGCGAAUACCUCCUUGCUGUAUUUGCAUUUCCUUGGAAUGUCUGUUCCAUACGGGUUCUUCAUAACAGUACAUGGUGCCAUUUAGUUUCUACCGUGUCGAAUUGACCAUUUGCAGAAGUCAGAGCGCCACCUAGCGCGAAAAACAGGAAGCUUGCGCCUCGCCGCUUGGUUGGAAAACAUCCGGGCUCCAGCCUUUCUUCCGUACGGCGGCAUCGGGUAGCGACAUUGUGUUAGCGCAGCUUCUGUCACGUUUUGUCGACGUUCUUUGGUGGUCGCACGUGACAUUCGUUAAUUAUGAUUGAAGAGGACUCCAUUCCCUUGCCGUUUUUGCAAACGGGAUGGACAACCGACUUCUCGGAGUGCCGGAUAACGAGCGACAAUGCGUGGCGUUAUCUGCACGCCAACACUUCGUCCGUUCGUCAGGCACACCGCGGAUGGGCUUUGAAAGAAGAAGGGUAUGUUAAGAACUUAAAACUUAACGUAAAUACCGCAGACCCUGCACUUGGCAUCAUACGAGCUACGUGCACGCCAUCCAUGAAGUCGGGCAUCUACGUGGUUACCGCAUGGUUCAAGAAAGCCGUUGGCGACAUUGCCGGGGCGCACUGUGAAUGUGUGGCCGGCCUCAGCGAGACAUGCCAGCACGUUGCUGGCCUUCUGCUCAGCGUUGCGGAUCUGGCAGAGGACAAGGGAAUGGAAGUCGCCUGCACGGACCUACCAUGCAAGUGGAUUGUUCCCGCAGAAGCCAAGAAGCCCGCUCCAAGGCUGCCUUUGGUGGAAAUCUCUUUCCGCAAAUAUAAAGUCAACAAGCCACUGCGUCCAAAAAAAAAGGCGACGAUACAACCCAUGCAGCCACCUGUCGCCCCCUACCGAAAAUCAAGUGGAGCAUUUCAGGGAGAGCCUCACGGAAUGCUACCCCAGCCUCCAAGCGCUACGCUACAUGGGGCAACAACCGGCACAACAUGUACCUGAGCCAUCUGCACAAUUAAUUGGAGACGAAGAAGACCUGUGGAGCGACAGAGUGCAAGAGAUUAUCAGUGCACACGUCAUCUUUGAAGCCCAUAGAGAAGGACGACCGUGACAAAAUAUGUGCAACCACAACAGGGCAAGCCGACAACAAAAACUGGCAUGCUGCCAGAGUUGGCCGGCUUACAGCCUCCCUUUUUAAGCGGGUGUGCCGUUGCAUCAAGCCAGAAAGUUUGC